Melampsora larici-populina 98AG31 is the source of this 840-nucleotide messenger RNA. RefSeq lists its product as uncharacterized. The record is from RefSeq and is a predicted model, not a curated record. Gene Ontology annotation, molecular function: protein serine/threonine kinase activity; ATP binding. NCBI's taxonomy places the organism in Eukaryota, Fungi, Basidiomycota, Pucciniomycetes, Pucciniales, Melampsoraceae. Gene Ontology annotation, biological process: protein phosphorylation. The transcript has 4 exons. Bases 1 to 840 code for a protein of 279 amino acids.
AUGAGUUUGGUCAAAACCUUGGGAUUUGUUUCUCCAAAGCGUUUCAUUGAAUCCGAGAAUCUUGGUUGGCACGCCCUACCGUUCGACGAUCCAGCCACCACCGAAAACUAUGAGGGUCAACACAAUCUUGUAUUCGGGCUGGUUCAACGGGAAGAUAUACCCAGCACACCUUCAGACGUCUUUGGCCAUAAGUGGACAUGUAAAGUGGUCGACAUCGAUGUGGACAAUGUUUCACGCUAUCCUUGGGACGGUCAAUCCCUCUUCUCAGCGAUGUGGCAUCGUGCUUAUGACUCCAUUCCAAUGGAAGUCUGUGCUCUCGAGCCUGAGGAUAACGCCAUGGGUGAUCACUUUCGAUUUGCUCAGAUGUUAGGACACGCCUCCAGCCUGCUCAAAAAAUUCAAGAAAGUGAUUGUCCAGAAUGUAGUUUUGCGUAAGAAAUUCGAGACCAACCACCUGGGCGAGCAAAUGAUACGUUGGUAUAACUUGCGUGAGAGCUUGCAUGGAGGCGAACCUAAAUACAUCACAUCUGAUUGUGAGUUCGCCCCCCGCAACAAAGCCAACAGUUUCCUUGGCUGCCUUUUCGAAUGCUUUACGCACUGGACCUAUGAAUAUCACGGCCGACAAGCACUAGUCUGUGGGUUCCGGGGUGUCAAUGGCGUUAUUACUGAUGUUAACAUCAUGGAUAAUACUCAGCUUUGGUUCUUACAAAACACUUACACGGGAGGAUUGCAGCUAUUCUCCUCUACUCAUGUCUGUGGUGCCAUGUGUGAUUCCAUCGGGUUAAUCAGGCCACCUCAUUAUUACCCCGUGGGCCUACCUCCUGUUAACCCUCAAGGUUAA